Messenger RNA from Cercocebus atys (sooty mangabey), 6352 nucleotides. RefSeq names its product adhesion G protein-coupled receptor L2 (gene ADGRL2). Gene Ontology annotation, cellular component: neuron projection; membrane. Gene Ontology annotation, molecular function: G protein-coupled receptor activity; carbohydrate binding. Gene Ontology annotation, biological process: brain development; cell surface receptor signaling pathway; adenylate cyclase-activating G protein-coupled receptor signaling pathway. NCBI's taxonomy places the organism in Eukaryota, Metazoa, Chordata, Mammalia, Primates, Cercopithecidae. The record is from RefSeq and is a predicted model, not a curated record. The transcript has 23 exons. Bases 673 to 5067 code for a protein of 1464 amino acids.
GUGAGGGGAAAUCGCUGGAAGCUUUACUUAAUGCUAAAGUGUUGCUGAGUGGAGGCUUUUAUUCCCCCCCCUCUGAAAUCCUCUGUUCACUCUGCUCUCAAAGUAUAGUUGGAGGGACAAGUCCUGCGGUAUCUAUCAUAGCCUUUCUCUUUUUAGGGACUCCUCCCCCUCAUCUUUUUUCCCUCUCCCCGCCCCCCAUUCCGUUCUUCCUGAUACAAACUGUUUCUCAGAUUCAGACCAAGGAAAUGUUUUCCUCCUGUUUCUUGAAAGGUGUCAGGCUGCUUAGCAGCUUCUCCCAAGCAGCCUGGGAGCGUCUGAGCCGCAGCUACCAACCAUAUGGUUCCCGUUACAAAGGCCAGGUUCUAAGGCGCUCUCUUCCCCACCCCGCCCUCAAUUCUGUGAUUUUAUUCUGCAUUCUCUCAGUACGUGCGCUUCUCUUCCCCUUUCCAGAGGCACAGAUUUAACGGACAUGAUUGAUUCAUUCAUUUCCCUGUCACUAUGUCUGGAACGGAUCCCACCGAGUUUGCUCUUUGCUCAACGAAGUUGCACAACUAAGAAAGUCACAUCCUUUGAUAUGAAGAUCAAUGAUGCAGACUGCUGGUUUUGAUGAAGCUGGGCAUUUAUAACUAGAUUCAUUAAGGAAUACAAAGAAAAUAUUUAAAGGGAUCAAUAAUGGUGUCUUCUGGUUGCAGAAUGCGAAGUCUGUGGUUUAUCAUUGUAAUCAGCUUCUUACCGAAUACAGAAGGUUUCAGCAGAGCAGCUUUACCAUUUGGGCUGGUGAGACGAGAAUUAUCCUGUGAAGGUUAUUCUAUAGAUCUGCGAUGCCCAGGCAGUGAUGUCAUCAUGAUUGAGAGCGCUAACUAUGGUCGGACGGAUGACAAGAUUUGUGAUGCUGACCCAUUUCAGAUGGAGAAUACAGACUGCUACCUCCCCGAUGCCUUCAAAAUUAUGACUCAAAGGUGCAACAAUCGAACACAGUGUAUAGUAGUUACUGGGUCAGAUGUGUUUCCUGAUCCAUGUCCUGGAACAUACAAAUACCUUGAAGUCCAGUAUGAGUGUGUCCCUUACAAAGUGGAGCAAAAAGUUUUUGUGUGUCCUGGGACCUUGAAAGCAAUUGUGGACUCACCAUGUAUAUAUGAAGCUGAACAAAAGGCAGGUGCUUGGUGCAAGGACCCUCUUCAGGCUGCAGAUAAAAUUUAUUUCAUGCCCUGGACUCCCUAUCGUACCGAUACUUUAAUAGAAUAUGCUUCUUUAGAAGAUUUCCAAAAUAGUCGCCAAACAACAACGUAUAAACUUCCAAAUCGAGUAGAUGGUACUGGAUUUGUGGUAUAUGAUGGUGCUGUCUUCUUUAACAAAGAAAGAACGAGGAAUAUUGUGAAAUUUGACUUGAGGACUAGAAUUAAAAGUGGCGAGGCCAUAAUUAACUAUGCCAACUACCAUGAUACCUCCCCAUACAGGUGGGGAGGAAAGACUGAUAUCGACCUAGCAGUUGAUGAAAAUGGCUUGUGGGUCAUUUAUGCCACUGAACAGAACAAUGGAAUGAUAGUUAUUAGCCAGCUGAAUCCAUACACUCUUCGAUUCGAAGCAACGUGGGAGACUGUAUACGACAAACGUGCCGCAUCAAAUGCUUUUAUGAUAUGUGGAGUCCUCUAUGUGGUUAGGUCAGUUUAUCAAGACAAUGAAAGUGAAACAGGCAAGAACGCAAUUGAUUACAUUUAUAAUACCCGAUUAAACCGAGGAGAAUAUGUAGAUGUUCCCUUCCCCAACCAGUAUCAGUAUAUUGCUGCAGUGGAUUACAAUCCAAGAGAUAACCAACUUUACGUGUGGAACAAUAACUUCAUUUUACGGUAUUCUUUGGAGUUUGGUCCACCUGAUCCUGCCCAAGUGCCUACCACAGCUGUGACAAUAACUUCUUCAGCUGAGCUGUUCAAAACCACAAUAUCAACCACAAGCACUACUUCACAGAAAGGCCCCAUGAGCACAACUGUAGCUGGAUCACAGGAAGGAAGCAAAGGGACAAAACCACCUCCAGCAGUUUCUACAACCAAAAUUCCACCUGUAACAAAUAUUUUUCCCCUGCCAGAGAGAUUCUGUGAAGCCUUAGACUCCAAGGGGAUAAAGUGGCCUCAGACACAAAGGGGGAUGAUGGUUGAACGACCAUGCCCUAAGGGAACAAGAGGAACUGCCUCGUAUCUCUGCAUGGUUUCCACUGGAACAUGGAACCCUAAGGGCCCCGAUCUUAGCAACUGUACCUCACACUGGGUGAAUCAGCUGGCUCAGAAGAUCAGAAGUGGAGAAAAUGCUGCUAGUCUUGCCAAUGAACUGGCAAAACAUACCAAAGGGCCAGUGUUUGCUGGGGAUGUAAGUUCUUCAGUGAGAUUGAUGGAGCAGUUGGUGGAUAUCCUUGAUGCGCAGCUGCAGGAACUGAAACCUAGUGAAAAAGAUUCAGCGGGACGGAGUUAUAACAAGCUCCAAAAACGAGAGAAGACAUGCAGGGCUUACCUUAAGGCAAUUGUUGACACAGUGGACAACCUUCUGAGACCUGAAGCUUUGGAAUCAUGGAAACAUAUGAAUUCUUCUGAACAAGCACAUACUGCAACAAUGUUACUCGAUACAUUGGAAGAAGGAGCUUUUGUCCUAGCUGACAAUCUUUUAGAACCAACAAGGGUCUCAAUGCCCACAGAAAAUAUUGUCCUGGAAGUUGCCGUACUCAGUACAGAAGGACAGAUCCAAGACUUUAAAUUUCCUCUGGGCAUCAAAGGAGCAGGCAGCUCAAUCCAGCUCUCUGCAAAUACCGUCAAACAGAACAGCAGGAAUGGGCUUGCAAAGUUGGUGUUCAUCAUUUACCGGAGUCUGGGACAGUUCCUUAGUACAGAAAAUGCAACCAUUAAACUGGGUGCUGACUUUCUUGGUCGUAAUAGCACCAUUGCAGUGAAUUCUCACGUCAUUUCAGUUUCCAUCAAUAAAGAGUCCAGCCGAGUAUACCUGACUGAUCCUGUGCUUUUUACCCUGCCACACAUUGAUCCUGACAAUUAUUUCAAUGCAAACUGCUCCUUCUGGAACUACUCAGAGAGAACUAUGAUGGGAUAUUGGUCUACCCAGGGCUGCAAGCUGGUUGACACUAAUAAAACUCGAACAACGUGUUCAUGCAGCCACCUAACCAAUUUUGCAAUUCUCAUGGCCCACAGGGAAAUUGCAUAUAAAGAUGGAGUUCAUGAAUUACUUCUUACAGUCAUCACCUGGGUGGGAAUUGUCAUUUCCCUUGUUUGCCUGGCUAUCUGCAUCUUCACCUUUUGCUUUUUCCGUGGCCUACAGAGCGACCGAAAUACUAUUCACAAGAACCUUUGUAUCAACCUCUUCAUUGCUGAAUUUAUUUUCCUAAUAGGCAUUGAUAAGACAAAAUAUGCGAUUGCAUGCCCAAUAUUUGCAGGACUUCUACACUUUUUCUUUUUGGCGGCUUUUGCUUGGAUGUGCCUAGAAGGUGUGCAGCUCUAUCUAAUGUUAGUUGAAGUUUUUGAAAGUGAAUAUUCAAGGAAAAAAUAUUACUAUGUUGCUGGUUACUUGUUUCCUGCCACAGUGGUUGGAGUUUCAGCUGCUAUUGACUAUAAGAGCUAUGGAACAGAAAAAGCUUGCUGGCUUCAUGUUGAUAACUACUUUAUAUGGAGCUUCAUUGGACCUGUUACUUUCAUUAUUCUGCUAAAUAUUGUCUUCCUGGUGAUCACAUUAUGCAAAAUGGUGAAGCAUUCAAACACUUUGAAACCAGAUUCUAGCAGGUUGGAAAACAUUAAGUCUUGGGUGCUUGGCGCUUUUGCUCUUCUGUGUCUUCUUGGCCUCACCUGGUCAUUUGGGUUGCUUUUUAUUAACGAGGAGACUAUUGUGAUGGCAUAUCUCUUCACCAUAUUUAAUGCUUUCCAGGGAGUGUUCAUUUUCAUCUUUCACUGUGCUCUCCAAAAGAAAGUACGAAAAGAAUAUGGCAAGUGCUUCAGACAUUCAUACUGCUGUGGAGGCCUCCCAACUGAGAGUCCCCACAGUUCAGUGAAGGCAUCAACCACCAGAACCAGUGCUCGGUAUUCCUCUGGCACACAGAGUCGUAUAAGAAGAAUGUGGAAUGAUACUGUGAGAAAACAAUCUGAAUCUUCUUUUAUCUCAGGUGACAUCAAUAGCACUUCAACACUUAAUCAAGGAAUGACUGGCAAUUACCUACUAACAAACCCUCUUCUUCGACCCCACGGCACUAACAACCCCUAUAACACAUUGCUCGCUGAAACAGUUGUAUGUAAUGCCCCUUCAGCUCCUGUAUUUAACUCACCAGGACAUUCACUGAACAAUGCCAGGGAUACAAGUGCCAUGGAUACUCUACCGCUAAAUGGUAAUUUUAACAACAGCUACUCGCUGCGCAAGGGUGACUAUAAUGACAGCGUGCAAGUUGUGGACUGUGGACUAAGUCUGAAUGAUACUGCUUUUGAGAAAAUGAUCAUUUCAGAAUUAGUGCACAACAACUUACGGGGCAGCAGCAAGACUCACAACCUCGAGCUCACGUUACCAGUCAAACCUGUGAUUGGAGGUAGCAGCAGUGAAGAUGAUGCUAUUGUGGCAGAUGCUUCAUCUUUAAUGCACAGCGACAACCCAGGGCUGGAGCUCCAUCACAAAGAACUCGAGGCACCGCUUAUUCCUCAGCGGACUCACUCCCUUCUGUACCAACCCCAGAAGAAAGUGAAGUCCGAGGGAACUGACAGCUAUGUCUCCCAGCUGACAGCAGAGGCUGAAGAUCACCUACAGUCCCCCAACAGAGACUCUCUUUACACAAGCAUGCCCAAUCUUAGAGACUCCCCCUAUCCGGAGAGCAGCCCUGACAUGGAAGAAGACCUCUCUCCCUCCAGGAGGAGUGAGAAUGAGGACAUUUACUAUAAAAGCAUGCCAAAUCUUGGAGCUGGCCAUCAGCUUCAGAUGUGCUACCAGAUCAGCAGGGGCAAUAGUGAUGGUUAUAUAAUCCCAAUUAACAAAGAAGGGUGUAUUCCAGAAGGAGAUGUUAGAGAAGGACAAAUGCAGCUGGUUACAAGUCUUUAAUCGUAGAGCUAAGGAAUUCCAAGGGCCACAUGCAAGUAUUAAUAAAUAAAGACUCCAUUGGCCUGAUGCAGCUCCCUCAAACUCUGCUUGAAGAGAUGACUCUUGACCUGUGGUUCUCCAGUGUAAAAAAGAUGACUGAACCUUGCAGUUCUGUGAAUUUUUAUAAAACAUACAAAAACUUUGUAUAUACACAGAGUAUACUAAAAUGAAUUAUUUGUUACAAAGAAAAGAGAUGCCAACCAGGUAUUUUAAGAUUCUGCUGCUGUUUAGAGAAAUUGUGAAACAAGCAAAACAAAACUUUCCAGCCAUUUUACUGCAGCAGUCUGUGAACUAAAUUUGUAAAUAUGGCUGCACCAUUUUUGUAGGCCUGCAUUGUAUUAUAUACAAGACGUAGGCUUUAAAAUCCUGUGGGACAAAUUUACUGUACCUUACUAUUCCUGACAAGACUUGGAAAAGCAGGAGAGAUAUUCUGCAUCAGUUUGCAGUUCACUGCAAAUCUUUUACAUUAAGGCAAAGAUUGAAAACAUGCUUAACCACUAGCAAUCAAGCCACAGGCCUUAUUUCAUAUGUUUCCUCAACUGUACAAUGAACUAUUCUCAUGAAAAAUGGCUAAAGAAAUUAUAUUUUGUUCUAUUGCUAGGGUAAAAUAAAUACAUUUGUGUCCAACUGAAAUAUAAUUGUCAUUAAAAUAAUUUUAAAGAGUGAAGAGAAUAUUGUGAAAAGCUCUUGGUUGCACAUGUUAGGAAAUGUUUUUUCUUACACUUUGUCAUGGUAAGUUCUACCCAUUUUCACUUCUUUUCCACUGUAUACAGUGUUCUGCUUUGACAAGUUAGUCUUUAUUACUUACAUUUAAAUUUCUUAUUGCCAAAAGAACGUGAUUUAUGGGAAGAAAAAAACUCUUCCAAGGCAGUUAUGCCAUGCCUUGCACAGAAGUGGUGAAAUCUAGAAAAGAUUGUGUGUCACCCCUCUGUUUAUUCUUGAACAGAGGGCAAAGAGGGCACUGGGCACUUCUCACAAACUUUCUAGUGAACAAAAGGUGCCUAUUCUUUUUUAAAAAAAUAAAAUAAAACAUAAAUAUUACUCUUCCAUAUUCCUUCUGCCUAUAUUUAGUAAUUAAUUUAUUUUAUGAUAAAAUUCUAAUGAAAUGUAAAUUGUUUCAGCAAAAUUCUGCUUUUCUUUUCAUCCCUUUGUGUAAACCUGUUAAUAAUGAGCCCAUCACUAAUAUCCAGUGUAAAGUUUAACACGGUUUGACAGUAAAUAAAUGUGAAUUUUUUCAAGUAGUUAA